This is a messenger RNA of Aphis gossypii (cotton aphid), 10728 nucleotides long. RefSeq names its product mucin-17-like. The record is from RefSeq and is a predicted model, not a curated record. Lineage: Eukaryota; Metazoa; Arthropoda; Insecta; Hemiptera; Aphididae. Gene Ontology annotation, molecular function: protein binding.
UCGUCGUCGUAGUGGUCUCGUCGUCACCGUCAGUGGUCGUCGGUUCGUUGUCCCGUAACGCCGCCGCUUACUGCCGGCUGAUCACUGUGGUCCCAACACGCGCGCCGUACGCACACACGAUCGUAACAAUAAUAAUAAUAAUAAUAAUAUUAUUAUAUUACUAUUGUCGUCGUCGCGGUGUUAGUCUAUAAUAUUAUAUUAUAUUAUAAAUUAUUUUUAUAAUAUAUUGUUAUUUUUCGCGACCAGAUAUAAUUAUACAUUGUUGUUAUUAUUAUUGUUGUCGUCGUCGUCGUCGUUUCGAUAUAUCGCCAACAAACUGUACAAUAUUAUUAUUUGUACACGAGCGGCCGCCGUCCAUUCGCGGCAUUCAAUCGCUGCACUGCUUGGGAUGCGGCACAGUUGAUUGUCGCAGACCUUCGUCCUAUAUAUAUCGUCGCAAUAGACUUGAGACGAUAAUAUAAUAUUAUACGUUGCAACCGCCGGAAAAUCGGAAACGGCUGCAAAAAAUCGUUUUGUGGAAGAAUACCGGAAGUGAGCCUAUACAAAAGCUGUUUCGGCAGAUGAACCUAGACAUGGCUCUGGGGAGUGCAGCUCCCACGAGCUUCCAACACCGCUGCGGGGUGACAACGGCUCUCAUAUUGAUCGUCUGUGUGGCACUAACAAAGUCUGCACCGACGACUUACGAUGAAAUGGAAUCAAAACGGACAGAUCUCGCAGACUAUUUUAAUGACCCAAAUGGCUGUUACUAUAAUUAUCAACAUUACGAAGAAGGUGAUCGCAUAGUGACCAACGAACCGUGUUUGAACUGUACUUGCCACAAUAGAAUGCUGAUGUGUUACCUGAGAGUGUGUCCAUUUUCAAAAGCCAUUGGACAAGACUGUACGGUACAAAAAUCGCCCGAUCAAUGUUGUCCCGUCAUAUCUUGCCCGGAAGUGCCAGUACACCUCUUGACCAGUUCGACCACGCCGACGCCAACUACAACAACUGAAAUUGGAUGGCACGACAAUUAUGGAUGCAUGAUGGACGAAAACGAAUUCUUUCCCGAUGGGGCGCAGGUUCCACCCAAUCCGGAAAAACCGUGUGAACUCUGUUAUUGUAUCAGAAACCGAACAGCUUGCAUUAUGCAAGAGUGUACGUUACACGUGGAAGGUUGUCGACCAGUAUACCAUGAAGGUGUUUGUUGCCCUAUUCGAUAUGAUUGUGAUUAUGAAAGUGAAAAAUCUACUACUUCGGCUCCACAAAUCUCCGGUGGACUAGUUUUUUCCACUACUUCCGCGCCAUUUGAUUGCCGAGUUAACGACGACGUUUACCGAGAUGGAGAGUCUAUUGCUAUGGUCUCGGAAAAACCUUGUGAACAUUGCUAUUGUAUGAGAGGUGAUAUCGUGUGUGCAGUUCAAGACUGCGGUGAACCACUCAGAGGAAAAGACUGCACACCGGAAACACCGCCGGCUGGUCAAUGUUGCCCCACUUCGUAUCAAUGCGCAAAUGAAACGAACAAUUCAUAUGACAUGACGACGUUACAGCCAGUAUUGCUAAGCGAUUCGGACGAAAACGAAGCCGAAAAAUUCCCUAUAAAUGAGGAUAUAUAUAAUAAACUGGGAGAAAACCAACCAACAAGUGAACAAGACGAAGGAAAUGAUGUUGAGUCUGAGCAUACCGUGACAACUCCUCCAGAAAAUCAUAAUACAAUAGGAGAAACAAAUAAUAUACCAGAAAGUGAUAGUGUAAACAAUUUUAACGAUAAAAACAAGCAGGAAACUUCAAGUGCAACACCAAAUUUAACAAAUCAGGAUAACUUUGGUACCGAACCUGAACAAGCUAAUUAUGACACUACAAACAAACCAGAUGAGCCAAUAUUAAUCGACACAGUGCAGCCAACACAAUUACCAGCAUCUGAUCCAUCAACAAAUGAAAAUGCUGUUAGUCCUUCUACUCAGACAGUUCCUAAUAAAGAUAAUAACGUAAAGGUUGGCGAAGAAAACAAUAGUAAUGAAAUUUCAGAUAAAGACCCAACUCACGACAAUCAUACGUCCAACUUACCAGUUUCAUCAACAGAAAAUAAACAGGAAGAAGCUAUAUCUGGGACAGAAAUUCCCAAAGUAGAAAACGAACCUACUGAACAAAAUAAACCAGUAGUAGACAUCACUUCGGGAGCUGAAAACCAACAGGAAUCUGAUAAGGCACCAAUAGAACAAAACAAUCAAGAUAGUCCACAGUCAGAAAAUGUAUCUGUAACUGAAAUUCCAAAAGCAGAAAAUGAACCUACUGAACAAAAUAAACCAGUAGUAGACAUCACUUCAGGAACUGGAAACCAACCGGAAUCUAAUAAGGCAUCAAUAGAACAAAAUAAUCAAGAUAGUCCACAGUCAGAAAAUGUAUCUGUAACUGAAAUUCCAAAAGCAGAAAAUGAACCUACUGAACAAAAUAAACCAGUAGUAGACAUCACUUCGGGAGCUGGAAACCAACAGGAAUCUGAUAAGACACCAAUAGAACAAAAUAAUCAAGAUAAUCCACAGUCAGAAAAUGUACCUGUAACUGAAAUCCCAAAAGUAGAAAAUGAACCAGUAGUGGACAGUACUUCGGGAGCACAAAAUCAACCGGAAUCAAGUACGACAUCAGUAAACCAAAUAAAUCAAGACAAUUCUCAAUCAGAAAAUGUAUCUCCAACUGAAAUUCCCCAAGUGGAAAAUGAACCUACUGAACAAAAUAAACCAGUAGUUGACAACUCCUCGGGAACUGGAAACCAACCGGAAUCCGAUAAGACACCAGUCGAACAAAUAAAUCAAAACAAUCCUCAAUCAGAGAAUGUAUCUCCAACUGAAAUUCCCCAAGUAGAAAAUGAACCUACUGAACAAAAUAAACCAGUAGUUGACAUCGCUUCGGGAACCGGAAACCAACCAGAAUCUGAUAAUACACCAGCAGAACAAAUUAAUCAAGACAGUCCUCAAUCGGAGAAUGUAUCUCCAACUGAAAUUCCCCAAGUAGAAAAUGAACCUACUGAACAAAAUAAACCAGUAGUUGACAUCGCUUCGGGAACCGGAAACCAACCAGAAUCCGAUAAUACCCCAGUAGAACAAAUUAAUCAAGACAGUCCUCAAUCAGAGAAUGUAUCUCCAACUGAAAUUCCCCAAGUGGAAAAUGAACCUACUGAACAAAAUAAACCAGUAGUUGAUAUCGCUUCGGGAACCGGAAACCAACCAGAAUCCGAUAAUACACCAGUAGAACAAAUUAAUCAAGGCAGUCUUCAAUCGGAGAAUGUAUCUCCAACUGAAAUUCCCCAAGUGGAAAAUGCUACUGAACAAAAUAAACCAGUAGUUGACAUCGCUUCGGGAACCGAAAACCAACCAGAAUCCGAUAAUACACCAGUAGAACAAAUUAAUCAAGGCAGUCCUCAAUCGGAGAAUGUAUCUCCAACUGAAAUUCCCCAAGUAGAAAAUGAACCUACUGAACAAAAUAAACCAGUAGUUGACAUCGCUUCGGGAACCGGAAACCAACCAGAAUCUGAUAAUACAUCAGUAGAACAAAUUAAUCAAGACAGCCCUCAAUCGGAGAAUGUAUCUCCAACUGAAAUUCCCCAAGUAGAAAAUGAACCUACUGAACAAAAUAAACCAGUAGUUGACAUCGCUUCGGGAACCGGAAACCAACCAGAAUCCGAUAAUACACCAGUAGAACAAAUUAAUCAAGGCUAUCCUCAAUCGGAGAAUGUAUCUCCAACUGAAAUUCCAAGUACACAAAAUGAACCUACUGAACAAAAUAAACCAGUAGUUGACAGCACUUUGGGAACUGAAAACCAACCAGAAUCUGACAAGACACCAAUUGAACAAGAUAAUCAGAGUAGUCCUCAGUCAGGAAUUGUAUCUCCAACUGAAAUUCCUCAAGUAGAAAAUGAAUCUACUGAACAAAAUAAACCGGUAGAUGACGGCGCUCUGGGAACUGGGAACAUACUGGGAUCCGAUAAGACACCAGUUGAACAAAUAAAUCAAGACAGUCCUGUAUCAGAGAAUGUAUCUCCAACUGAAAUUCCAACUACACAAAAUGAACCCACUGAACAAAAUAAACCAGUAAUUGAUAGCACUUCGGGAACUGGCAACCAACCAGAAUCUGAUAAGAUACAAACAGAACAAGAUAAUCAGGGUAGUCCUCAGUCAGAGAAUGUAUCACCAACUGAAAUUCCCAAAGUAGAAAAUGAACCUACUGAACAAAAUAAACCAGUAGUUGACAACGCUUCGGGAACUGAAAACCAACCGGAAUCCGAUAAGACACCAGUAGAACAAAUAAAUCAAGACAGGCCUCAAUCAGAGAAUGUAUCUCCAACUGAAAUUCCAAAUGCAGAAAAUGAACCCACUGAACAAAAUAAACCAGUAAUUGACAGCAUUUCAGGGGUUGGCAACCAACCAGAAUCUGAUAAAACACAAACAGAACAAGAUAAUCAGGGUAGUCCGCAGUCAGGAAAUGUAUCUCCGACUGAAAUUCCCCAAGUGGAAAAUGAACCUACUGAACAAAAUAAACCAACAGUAGAGAGCACUUCGGGAAUAGGAAACCAACCGGAUAAGACACAAUCAGAACAAAAUAAUCAUGAUAGUAUACAGUCGGAAAAUGUAUCUCAAACUGAAAUUCCAUCCAAACAGUCUGAAAAUAAAAUACCUGAAAGUAAUCCUAUUCAAACAGUUGCACCAGUAGCUUCAGAAAACGAUGCAUCGACAGAACAACCAAAUGAAGAAAAUAAUAUAUUUGUUGUAUCGCCAACAUCACCACCGCUGUUCUCGGAUAAUCAAGUUAAAGUUGAACAAUCUCCUUCAAUAAUCAAUGAAAACAAUACCAAUGACAAGACUGUUGAAGUUCCAAAACCAUCAGCUGAUGAUAAAACGUCAGUUACUGAAAACACUGAUACGGCUAACAAAUUACCAGAAACUCACACUGAAUUAGUUACAGAAAGCCAAAAUGUAGAUGAAAAUAAUAAAAAUUCAAUAAACAUAAAACCAGUUGAUAACAAUGUGAAUAGUGUUGCUAGGCCGGAUACUCCAGUUAAUUCUCAUGAUCAAUUACCCGCCAUCGCUGAACAUAACGAUAAUAGGUUUGGUUCGAACAAUCCAGUAAGUUUGGAACCAGUGUUUACGCCAACGACUGAAAUAAAUUAUGAUGUUAACACAGAAGUAAUUAAUCACGACCCUGCAUCUCAAGAAAAUCUACCCAUCGACGUACAUCAAGGCGAAGAAAACGAAAACGCACCUAAUGCCGAUUCAGUAAACCAACAGAUCACUCAUCAAACUGAAACUCCGACUGAAUCAGAAGUGUCGACAAAUAAUUAUCAGUCGUCUGCCGAUGAACAAGCAAAUUAUGUUACUACUACUUCACCACAACAGCAAAUAGAUGAAAAUAAUAUUCAUACAGUACAUCCUCAAGUUAUUAAUCCUGGUGAACAAAUAACUACACAAGACGAAACGAAAAAACCAAACGACGAGUUGACAAACGGUUCAUUCGAUCAAUCUUCUGAAAAAUAUGUACCAACUGAAUCACCUGUAUUACAUAGUAUACAUAAUGAAACACCAGAACAAAACAAUCAAUAUGAAAGCGUUACUUCUCAAGUACAAUCACUAGACGAGAAUGUUAACGAGAUUGUAGAUCAGACGUCAGUUUACCCAGAUACCUCAUCAGAUGAAAAAAAUAAUUUAGUUACAAGCACUGCAUCAUAUCUUAAUAACGGAGAGAAUGUUCAACCUUCAUCAGAUAAAGUAGAAGCUGGCUUAAAUUCACAAGUAUCCGAUGAAAAACCAGUUAAAAAUACAAACGAAGACGUUUCGGUCGAAAGUGCAACUAUUCAAACGAUUUCAGGAAAUAUAGAUAAUAAUGCAGACAAUUUAGUAACAACAAAUAACUAUGCUGAUUUGCCAUCUACAGAUGCACCUGGAAGUCAAAUUGUUGAAAACGAAGGAAGUUCACCGGCAAAUCCAUCUAAUACUGUUGAAACGAACGUAAAUAAUGAUCGACCUGAAAAUGUUGUACCACAAAUCAGUUCUAAUGAAGCACCAACACAGCACAGCGAGGAUGAUAGCUCAACAAAUAGCCCUAUCCAAGAAUCUCCGAAUGUGAACAUUAUCAAUGAUGUGGAGACAAGUACCAAUGUACCAUAUCAACCAGAAAGCCCUAAUGAUAUAAUUCAAGAUCCAAAUACUGAAUCAGAAGUAUAUACAACUCAGUCAUCAAUUGAUGAACAAACAUUAAAUGUUAAUGGAAAACCAUCUGAAGAUUCACAAAAUGCUGAUAAACCAUUAGUAUCGAAAACGCCCGAUUAUGUUAUAGAUAUAACAACAUCAGUUUAUAGUGAAUCAUCGAACGCUCCGGAAUUAAUCAUAACAAACGAACCAGUAGAUUCUAUAAGUGAAAUAACCACGUUUAAUGUGGACAAAAAUAGUGAUGUGGUAACAGAAUCUUAUGAAAACGUACAACCAGGAGUACCAGGGGAGGGAAGCUGUUUGAUCGAUUUUGUGACUUAUGCACACAAAGCUGAAGUACCAAAAUCUAACCCAUGUCAUGAAAAAUGCGAGUGUUUAAAUAGCAUAGUCACGUGUACUUCUGUAAACUGCCCACCCGCACCGCCACAACAUAGAAAUUGUAUACCGUUACACCCAGGAAACGAAUCGUGGUGUUGCCCAACAUACAUGUGUGAAGGAGGCAUAGAAGGGAUGUUGUUCGACAGUCAUAAUCAACUUGGUUCUCCUCAAUUAAUAUCCACAGUAGUAUUAGAAGAUAAGCCAAGUGAAGGAAAUGACGAAAAACCUCAAACAGACGAUGAAGUUUCAAGCACGCCUAGUCCUCAAAUUUCUCAAGAAUACAACACUUUAGCACCAUCUCAAUUUGAUUCCAACUCUAAUAUAAAUUCUGAAGGUGAUAUCGGUGUUACUGAAGUUCCAGCAAAUACUGAAAUUCCUUACAAGCCAGUAGAAGAUUUUGUAGCUACAGAUAACGAAAAUAAUUCACCAGUAACUGAUGUUAAUCUUGAAACAAUUGAAAACGAAAAACCAGCCAAUAAUGAUAAACCAGAAGAAAACAAUAAGCCAAUUGAAAAUGAUCAACUGACAGAAAAUAAUAAGCCAACUGAAAUAGAUCAACCAAUUGAAAAUCCAAAACCAAUCGAAAAUAUUGAAGCUGAUUCUACGACAAUUUCUUACGGAACUGAUGAUCAAUCAAUAACAAACAAACCAGAAACGCUAAAUAAUAACGAAGAACAAAAUGUAUUACACAACACAGUCAACGAAUCUCAAGACUAUCUAGCACCAUCAACCCAAGUGCCAGAGAACUAUGAGCCUGCAGUUACUAAUGUACUACCAACUAGUGAUCAAAACCGGCCAGAACAAAACUCCGAAUCAGACGUUUCGAUAUCCGUCACUACGUAUAAGCCCAGCGAUUCUAUUUUAAAUCAACAACAAGUUGAUACCGAUAACAAAGCAAGUGAAGAAGCUAAUAAUGCACCCACCAAUGAAGAUUCCAACACAAACCCUACUGCUAUAGUAACGGAAUUGCCUUUGGGUGAAAUUAAUCCUUCAGAAGUCGGAACUCAAACGCCCACAAUUAUAGCCGACGAAAAACCUAUGAUUUCUGGAAAUAAUGUCGAUGGCUUAAGACCAACAAGUAUUGACGACAUUAUUUCGUCAGUUUACUUAGUCAAGGACUCAGUUAAAAACUCAUUAGAAACUUCAUCAAAACCUACUGAAACUUCGGUUGAAGAAGUUGGAUUAUUCGAAGACAGUCAUCAAUCGACAAUUGUGCCGGAAAAUUCUUCACCGGAUCAAUACAAUAAUGAAUCUCAAACCACAGUAAGCAGUGUAGACAGUGCUCCAGAAACACAAAAAAUAAAUGUGAUUAAUGAAAUCUUGCCAGAAAAUCCUUCGUCCGCGACGGAAGCAAACAUUUCCCUGCCGUCCGAAAACGCCGCCGACGGAUUGGCGGGAGUUACCCAGAUUCCAAACAUUUCACCACAAUACGAAGUAAAUUCUGCAGAACAAGGAGUAUCUACCGAUUUACCAUCAAAUGGUCCUGAAGUUGAGGCAACAGUUGACGAUAGUAAAACUCCAGUUGAAUCUCCAACAACGCAAAACUUGCCAAGUUCUGGUGAGCAGGACUUAACAGACAACAAUGGACCGGAAACUCCUAGCAAUCCGAUCCUGACCCAAAUUCAGAACGCCGGUGAACCAAGUACCGACUCGUCACCGCCAGAAAUAGCUGUAGUAGUUGAUGACAACAAAACACCUGAGACAAGCGUACCGUUGACAGUACAACAUGAAGUACCUGUUGAUGAUACAGUAGCAACAGUGAAGCCGGCCGAGGAAGAGAAACCAGAUGACGUAAAUAUUCCAAUCACAUCGGAUUCAGACGUACCAGCGGAAGUCCUGACUCAAUCGGUGGUAACUGGCCGACCAGUAGUCAGUACUCCAAACGGCAACGACAAUAGGUUCGGUGAACCGAGCAGUUCGUCGUUCCGUCCACCUGUCCAUGUAGGAGACGACAACAACCACGGAAAUGAACAUCAACGUCCGGAAACCGGAGACGCUGUGCACAUUCCACUUGACACUGAAACGCCUGCGUUCAACCCUUCUACAAAUGCCCCGCUCGCAAAUUACCCACAAAAACCUUCGUACACACCAAUCCCACAAUCAACGUGGACACAAAAACCAUUCCACCAGGAUUCCACCUCUGAAGCGCCUUUGCAACCAGAUCAAGGUUACCCGGACGAGUACGAAGAUGAAAAUGAAGCAGUUUACGGGCCAGGCACAUGCAGAUACGGUGGCAAGGUAUAUGUAUCUGCUCAGCAAGUGCCCAGAGACGACCCGUGCGAUUUCUGUUUCUGUUUCCGAGGCGAUAUAAUUUGCCUACAACAGAGCUGCCCACCUCCCAUAUUCGGAUGCUACCAGGAGAACAUCCAAGGUUUCUGUUGUCCCCGUUACGAAUGUCCAGUGGCCCAGGCCACGUCUGUCAACGUUACCACAACUACCACUUCAACCACAACCAUGGUACCACCUCAUUUCUUCGCCAACGCCUACCGAGGAGCGGCCAGACGUACCGGAUGUCUUAUUCACGGGCACGCUUACCGCGUAGGCGAAGACGUAGGAAUUGCCUCUGGUCCUUGUCUCGAAUGCAUAUGCGGUUCCGACGGCAAAAUGAAAUGCGAUCCUAAACCUUGCAGUCCAGAGCCUUUGCUCAGAAAAAUGAUGGCCGAAGCAGUCGAGCAAAAGAAGAGGUAAAUGACAAGAAAAAACUUCAACGACUAAGUGCCAAAUACCACAGUUAACGACAACACGAGCAACGAGAACCAAAAGUAGACGACCGUCAAUUUUUUUUUAUUUUACCUUUUUUACUUUUUUUCUCAUUAUCAACUACACCGCACGAAAUGUCCAUUUUCGCGGCAUUACGUUGCUCAAUAUAUUAAUACCAUCACUAUUACGACGAAAAAAAAGACAAACAUGGUAUGCCAUCGUGAAAACAUUGGAGACUGGUUCUAAUGAGUAUUUUAUAUUUAUUACUUUUAGUUUAUAUAAAAAAAAAUAGGGCUAGUUAUUUAUUGUAGUAAGAAACCUUUAGAAAAAAACGUUAAUUGUUAACAUCAAUUUUUUUCCAAGCGAUUUUAUGCAACUGAAUUAAAUUUAAUUUAACUAUACGAUUAGAAAUUUAGAAAACAUAAUUAAGUAUAAUAUGUAAUAUAAAUAAUAUAAUUGUAGGCAUAAUGCCAUAAUGGUAAGCAAUACACGCCACAUUGCUACAAACAAAAAUACAAUUUUAUAAAACUUUUAUACUCUUUUUUUGUAUUGAAAAAUCUAACCGUCCAGACACAAUGAAUUCCGAAUUUUUUUUUAAAGUAAUUUUAUAUCGUAUACGUAUACGCAUCACAUCGCUGCCAUUCACUCGUAAUUUUUUAAGAAUUAGGUACGAAAUUAUCCACCCAAUUAUAUUAUAUUUCGUUUUAACCAAGACCGAUCCAGUGCUCAUGGUUUCCAAGAUGAAAUGCAAAAAAAUGUUUUAUUAUUAUUAUUAUUAUUAUUUUUGUAACGUCGGAUUUUUAUCUGAGUAGUUUAACAGGCAGAAGUCAAUUUAUCUACUUAGCCGUAUUGUGUACAUGCAUCACGAAAAUAUUAGGAAAAUCGAUAAAUAAUUUUGAAAACGUCAAAGAAUGCGUGUUUGUACACUAAAUUCAAAAGAAUUUUACUUUCGAAACGUCUUCUGCCUCUCGAACACACAGAUAAACAUACCGCACGAAUAACAUGUAAAUAUUAUAUAUUGUUCAUAAGUUUAGAUAUACAUUAUUACUUAAAAGAUAAGUUAAUGAUUAACAAUUAAUAUUAUAAUUAGGCCAAAAAAAUUGUCUACUUAAUAUAAACGAAUGUAUUUCAAAUAAUGUUUUGCCAAUAAACUAGGUACCUAGAUAUUAUGUGAACAAAUAUAUGUUUAGAUCAUAUUAUUAUAGAUUUUUUUUUUAAUUAUUAUUAACUACUGUUUAAAUUUAAUAUUGUACUUUUAUACAUAGCAUAUUGUGUGUUUUAUUGUGAAUAAUUUUUUUACUGACGUUUUUGUGAUACAAGUUAAUAAUAUUAAUAUUACCUACAAAAUGUAUUAUUUUCUUUUUUACAAAAAUAUAUUUUUAAUGCCUUGUACUUUGUUUAAAUAAUACUGUACUGCUGAAAGUUGCAACUGAUAUAUCUAUGAAAAUCUUAAUAUAAUUUUUACUUACAAACGUUA